Messenger RNA from Scleropages formosus (Asian bonytongue), 5850 nucleotides. RefSeq names its product intersectin 2b (gene itsn2b). The transcript has 39 exons. The coding region runs from base 357 to 5474 and encodes 1705 amino acids. NCBI's taxonomy places the organism in Eukaryota, Metazoa, Chordata, Actinopteri, Osteoglossiformes, Osteoglossidae. The record is from RefSeq and is a predicted model, not a curated record. Gene Ontology annotation, molecular function: protein binding; calcium ion binding; guanyl-nucleotide exchange factor activity. Gene Ontology annotation, biological process: positive regulation of Rho protein signal transduction; intracellular signal transduction.
CUCCUCCCAACUCCGUGACUGAACAAUAACCGUGCUCCUCUGUCCAGAAGUAACUGACUGUCAGCCAUGUUCCUGCCUUCGCGCACAUUACUGCAGUGUCCAUCACAACCAGCAGGUCCAGCAGGAGCAGAGCACACACUCCCCCUGCCUGCUGCAGCCAUCUGGAGACCGUUUCGUUUGGAAGGACUCACUUCCCUGAACGAACCAUCAUCAUGUCUAUGAGCUACAGUCUCAGUUGGGAUUAACUAAUUUGGGACUCAGCACCACCAGCAGUUUGUUCAUCUCAAAAAAUGACUGCAAGCUAGCCGGCUGAGCAGAGCACCGGGACCCCUGUUCACUCCAUCCCACCUGCAGCCAUGAAUGGUGCUCAAAGUAUUUGGACCAUCACUUCAGAAGAGCGAAGCAAGCAUGACAAACAGUUUGACAGCCUCUCUCCAACUCUUGGUUAUGUGCCAGGAGACCUGGCACGCAAGUUCUUCCAGCUGUCUGGUCUCCCAGCUUCGGUGCUGACAGAAAUAUGGACCCUUGCAGACCUAACUAAGGAUGGGAAGAUGGACCGCCUGGAGUUUUCCAUCGCCAUGAAGCUCAUCAAGCUGAAGCUGCAGGGCCAGAACCUGCCCACCUCGUUGCCCAUCAUCAUGAAGCAGCCGCCUGCACCAUUACCAGUUCCAGUCUCGUCAGGCUUUGGCAUAGUGGGAUCCAUGCCCAAUCCAUCAAUGAUGCCCACUGUACCCAUGAUGUCUUCUGUGCCACUGGCCACCUCGAUGACCCCUAUGGCUCCUAUGAGUGUGAUGCCUCCGCUGAUGUCUGGCACUGUUCCUCUGAAUCUAUUGCCCUCGCUCAGCGCGCCAGCUCUGCCCAAUGGUAUUCUCCAGCCUUCCCCUGCUGCUCUUGCACCAUCUGUCCACAACUCCUUCUCUCCGUCUCCUCUGGGAUUCAACAACACAGACGCGACCAAGGCACAGUCUCUGCUGGAUAUUGGGUCAAGCAGCUCAAAUUCUUCGUCCUCCAAUUCCCCGGCGAGCAGCUCUCCCAAAGGGGGCUUCUCAGACUGGGCGGUGCCACACUCAUCUCGGCUCAAAUAUCGACAGCAGUUCAACAGCCUUGACAAACAGAUGACUGGCUAUCUCUCUGGUCCUCAAGUCAGGAAUGUACUUACAGCAUCACAGCUAACACAGACUCAGCUAGCCAACAUUUGGAACCUGGCAGAUGUGGAUAAGGAUGGGAAGCUGAAGGCAGAGGAGUUUAUCCUGGCUAUGCAUCUGGUAGAUAUGGCCAAAACGGGACAACCACUUCCCCUGAGCCUGCCUAUGGAACUUGUACCUCCUUCCUUCAGGAGUGGGAGUUUGGGCGACCUGACAAACGGCACAAUCCCUUCCGUCUAUGUAGGAACCUCUGAGGACGUUGAGACUAAGCCACCACAGAAAGCAAAGAACAAUGUAACUUUUGAGGACAGGCGCAAGGAGAAUUUUGACCGAGGCAACGCGGAGCUGGAGAAGCGGCGGCAGGCCCUGCAGGAGCAGCAGCGGCGGGAGGAGGAGCGCUUGGCACAGAAGGCCCGCGAGGAGCAGGAGCGGCGUGAGCAGGAGGCACGAGAGCUGGAACGGAGGAGGCAGCUGGAGCAGGAGCGCCGGCUAGAGCGCCAGCGUGACAUCGAGAGGCAGAAGGAGGAGGAGCGGCAGAGGGAGCUGGAGCGCAAAGAGCUCGCCAAACAGGAACUAGAGCGCCAGAGGAGACAGGAGUGGGAGCAGAGGAGACGGCAGGAGCUGUUGACACGCAGGAACCAGGAGCAAGAGGACAUUGUACAGUUGAAGGCCAAGAAGAAGAGCUUGGAGAUGGAGCUAGAAGCUGUGGGCAACAAACACAAGCAAAUCUCAGACCGUCUGCGGGAAGCCGCGAGCAAGAAGAAGAUUCAGAAGGUGGAACUGGACCUGGUCAACCAAAAGCGGGAGUACCACAUUCUGGAGAUUGACACACUGCAAAAGCAGUUUGAGGACUAUCAGAAGAAACUCUCUCAGCUAGUUCCAGAGCAUCAGAGGCUAAAAGAGAAGCUGAAUGAUUUGGGCUUCAGCAACUUGCCUAACUCUACGUUGAAUACUUUGAAAAAUGGCGUGAAAGAAAAAGAUCUUACGUGCCGGAAGCUGAAGGAGCAGCUGGACACCUUGGAAAAGGAGACGUCGGCAAAGCUGUCCGAGGUGGAUGAGUACAACAAGACCCUCAAGGAGCUCCGAGAGAGCCAGAGGAAGCAGCAGUUGGCUCUAGACAAGCUCUGCGGGAUAAAGGAGGAGAAGCUCUGUGAGCUGCAGAGACGCAGGGAGCAGUGUUUGGAGAAGAGGAAAGAAGAGGAGGAGGCCAUCAGACGAGCAAAGCUGGAGAAGGAGCGCUUAUGGCAGGAGAAGCUCCAGCAAGACGAGGAUGCACGUCAGAGGCGCCUGCAGGAAGAGCGGGAAGCAAAGCUCAGGGCAGAGGAGGCAUCCGAAGUCCUCAAUCGCCAACAAGCUGCUAAGGAGCAGAAGGAGGGAGAGAGCUGGGCCGUUGCCAAGGAGCAGCGGAGGGAAGCCGAGAGGACGGAGGGAGAGAAGUGGCAAAAACAGCACAGCAGACCUUUGGCCAGACAGGAGGAGGUGGCAAAGCAGCAGAACUCCACAAAGACUGAGAUUCCAGAUGAUCAGCAUGAUGCCUUCCAUUCCAUCACUACUGCAGAUAGGAAAUCUGCAAACUUUGCUAUGUACAGAGCCCUCUACCCAUUCAGCGCCAGAAAUGAAGAUGAGUUGACUUUUGAGGUGGACGAUCUUAUUGAGGUGGACGAAGGGACAGCAGGUGAACCAGGAUGGCUGUAUGGCAGCCUCCGGGGGUUGUCGGGUUGGUUUCCGGAGACCUACGCAGAGAAGCAAUUCAGACCCAAACCCCUGGCUGUCAUCAGAAAGGCCCCACCGCCCCCGUCCACAUCAUCUGUCUCCAGUUGCAAAGCAACAGAAGCUGAUGCCUCCCUGAGGGAUGGCGACGUGCCUGGUGCUACACAUCAGAACGCAUCUGCCUUAACCCCUACCCACAUGCCUGGGAUGGCCUCUGCAGAGCACACAAAGAUGGAUGGUAACCUUCAGGCCCAGGCUCUGUGCUCCUGGAUGGCAAAGACAGAGAACGACCUGACUUUCUCCAAAGAUGACAUGAUCACCGUGCUGGAGGAGCAAGACAACUGGUACCUCGGGGAGCUGGAUGGGGUCCAGGGCUGGUUCCCCAAGAGCUACGUCACACUGUUGCCUGGAAGAGAUACUAACCCAGAUUUGACAUAUCCCACUGUAGAUGGAAGUGAUUCCACAGAAGCUUCUCCACUAGAAGAGUAUGUGGCCCUAUACACCUAUGAAAGCCCAGAACCAGGGGAUCUGACCUUCAGCCAGGGGGACACCAUCCUGGUGACAGAGCGGGAGGGCGAGUGGUGGCGAGGCUGCAUUGGAGACAGGGCCGGAGUCUUUCCCUCCAACUACGUAAAGCCCAAGGAGAUUGAUGCCUCUAGCAAUAAUGGAAGACCUGGUCUUUCUGGAAAGAAACCAGAGAUUGCCCAGGUAUCAACGGCCUAUGCAGCAACUGGCUUGGAGCAGCUGAACCUGGCACCGGGGCAACUCAUUCUCAUCCUCAGCAAGAACCCUACGGGUUGGUGGCUGGGCGAACUGCAGGCCAGAGGUAAAAAGCGUCAAAAGGGCUGGUUCCCCGCCUCCCAUGUUAAACUUCUCGGUAGCAACAGUGGAAAGUCUACGCCGGCACUGGUUCCACUCUGUCAGGUUAUAUCUAUGUAUGACUACAGUGCAGUCAAUGAAGAUGAGAUGAGCUUCAGCAAGGGUCAGCUGAUUAAUGUACUGGACAAAAGCAACCCAGAUUGGUGGAGAGGAGAAGUCAACGGAGUUACAGGCCUCUUUCCGACCAACUAUGUUAAAAUGACCACUGCUGAAUGUGACCCCAGCAAGCAAUGGUGCGCUGAUUUGAUGAGCCUGGACACCAUGACCCCGAUGGAGAGGAAGAGGCAGGGAUACAUUCAUGAGCUCAUUGAGACAGAAGAGCGUUAUGUGGAGGACCUGCAGCUGGUUCUGCAGGUUUUUCACAAGCCGAUGUCCGAGUCAGGCCGUCUGACCGAGUCAGAGAUGGGCAUGAUCUUCAUCAACUGGGACGAGCUCAUUUCAUGUAACACUGCGCUGCUUCAGGCCCUACGAGCAAGGAAGCAGAGCGGUGGCGAGAAAAUGCCUGUGCAGAUGAUUGGUGACGUCCUGGCAACACAGCUUUCCCACAUGCAAGCCUAUGUCCGCUUUUGCAGCUGCCAGCUGGAUGGCGCCGCUCUGCUACAGCACAAAACUGACGAGGAACCGGACUUUAAGAACUUCCUCAAGAAAAUUGCCACUGAUUAUCGCUGCAAAGGCAUGCCCCUGUCCAGCUUUUUGCUCAAACCCAUGCAAAGGAUCACUCGCUACCCACUUAUCAUCAAGAAUAUACUAGAGAGCACUCCUGAGACACACACAGACCGUGGGCACCUGCAGGAGGCACUGGAGAAAGCAGAGGAGCUCUGCCUACAGGUCAAUGAAGGGGUUAGGGAGAAAGAGAAUUCAGACCGGCUGGAAUGGAUACAGAACCACCUGCAGUGUGACGGCAUCAUCGAGAAUUUAACCUUCAAUUCCUUGACCAACUGCCUGGGUCCCCGGAAGCUCCUGCACAGCGGGAAGCUGUACAAGUCCAAGAGCAAUAAGGAGCUUUAUGCGUUCCUCUUCAGUGACUUCCUCCUGUUCACCUAUGCCAUCAAGCAGUUUUCCUCAUCUGGGCCAGACAGGCUCUUCAGUUCCAAGUCCAAUGUGCAGUUCAAGCUCUACAAAACGCCAGUGUUUCUGAAUGAAGUUCUGGUCAAAUUGCCUUCGGAUCCCUCCAGCGAUGAGCCAAUUUUCCACAUCUCUCACAUCGACCGCGUUUACACACUCAGAACAGAAAACAUCAAUGAAAGGACAGCCUGGGUGCAGAAAAUUAAAGCUGCAUCAGAAAAUUUCAUUGACACAGAAAAGAAGAAGCGAGACAAGGUCUACCAAGCACGUUCUGUAAAAGCCAGUGGAAUUGGACGCCUGCUUGUCACUAUCCAGGAGGCCACAGAGCUCAAGUCCAGCAAAGCCGGUGGGAAGUGUAACCCAUAUUGUGAGGUGACAAUGGGAGCACAAUGCUACACCUCCCGAACUCUGACAGACUCCCUCAACCCCAGAUGGAAUUUCAACUGCCAGUUCUUCAUCAAAGACCUGUACCAGGAUGUCCUGUGCAUUGCAAUCUUUGAGAAGAACCAGUUUUCCCCUGAUGACUUCCUGGGCCGCACAGAGCUUCCUGUGGCUACCAUUAAGAAGGAAUUUGAGAACAAGGGCCCAUCAAACCGACGAUUGUUGCUUCACGAAGUACCAACCGGGGAGGUAAUGGUCCGACUGGAUCUACAGCUGUUCAGCCAGAAAACGUGAUGGUGGGGUAUUGCGACUUUUCAUGCAACUGCUAUGGAGCUUAUCAAAAAAUGAAUGUUUGAGCACUGAAUGUUUGAUUUAUUUUUACCUUCCACUGGUAUAAAAACUGCCUUUGCUAACUGUAUUUCAAUACAGAGGACAUGAAACUACAGUGCAUUUAUGAAACUGUUUACGUAAUAAAAAUAUCUGUAUAUUUGAAGGUGUAACGUAUGAAGACAGUAAGAAUUUAAAUUUUUUUGAACCUACAACCAACAGUACAGUUAUCUCAGGACUGUAUUAUUGGCUAAACAGAAAACCUUGACUGAGGAAAACCUUUUUAGAAUUAGCUUGAUUUCUUUUGUAUUCUAAUAAUUAUCAAAAAUAGAUUUUUAUAACA